UGCUCGAGGCGCAUAGCUACGCCCGUGCGGCCCACCCGUACUUAUUGGGUUUUGGCAUGCACAAUUCUCAUCAUCCGAAGCAGUCAGUGACACCAAUGUGAUCAUGGAUCUGACAUCUCAUCACGUAAAUUACUUAAUAUGGAGGUAUCUCCAAGAAUCAGGUUCGUUAAUCCCUGCCUUGAUAGAACUAUUCAAGGUACCUUUCUAUUCCUGGGCGAUAUAUCUAACAAAGCACAGGCCAUGGAGAGGCUGCUGUCAUGUUACAAAGAGCAUGGUUGGCUAACCCACAGACGUUACCAUUUGCUUCCCAUAUAAAAACCCAUGCUUUAGUAUCCUUAGUGCAAAAGGGCCUGCAAUAUCAUGAAAUUGAGCAAUCGCUUGAUCAGGAUGGGAAUCCUAUCCCCUUUACACCAUCGAAAUCAUUCUUUGGACCAACGCCGCUUGAUAUGGAAUCACUAAAGACGCGCGGUGAGACUCUCAAAGCACAGACUGAACUCGGUACAACUACAACGACAUCCGUGCCGUCGGCAAGCAAACCUGCUCCAGAACCCACCGUCACUUCCAAUGGCCACCUAGUCAGCGAAACCCCACAGCCAACGGUUACUGUCAAGAAAGGACGAAAGGUUCAUCGUCUCGAGCCCGCCACCAAUGGAGAUGACAGCGCAAUGGAUCUUGGCACUAACGGUGUCGUUCAUGAGCGCGUGUCCGUCCCAUCUUCGGGACUGAAAUCUCCAUCGUCGACAGAGAUUGCUGAUGCAGAAGGAGAUAUACAGAUGGUGGACCCGGCUGCUGAAGAGAAACAAGAAAUGCCCACCGACACAUUGACAGCCGGCCGAAGCGUUGGCGUGCAAUAUGUCCCCGCCAAGGCCGCGGACCUUGGUGCCCACACAGUCAUUCUCGAUGUCGAAGUGGCCCGUGAUGACCACGUGACUCGAUCGGCUUGGCGGCCCUAUGAUUCGUCGAUAUUAGCCGCGGCUGGUGAUAGCUUCUGUACCUUGUGGAAAUUGGCGCCCGGCGCAGCGCCAAGCACCGAGAAGAUCUUCGACAGCAAAGGCGAUGGUAGUUGGGUGACCGCGCUGUCGUGGGAACCUUCUGGUCACAAAUUUGCUGUCGCCACUUAUAAUGAACACCGAUCGUCUAUUCAGAUGUACGACAGCAGCGGAAGUGUUGUGGACCUAUUACCAACGGCAUCAGGGAUGAUCAAUGGACUCCAUUGGGCCCCUAAAGGCACCCACAUGGUGGUGGUUUCGUCAAAGGAUAAGAGCUCGGAGCUAUCCCUUUGGGACGACUCUAUUAAACCCGAAGAAUUUCCGUCAUAUCAAACAAUCGAUGGACUUGUUCACGAUAUUACCUGGGCGGGCGAUAAUCAUAUCUUUGUAUCAGGUGAAGGCUCGGUGUGGCAAUGUGAAAUUGACCCAACAUUACAAGUCAUCAAUCGAUAUCAAUCCCGGGAGUCGAAUACCGAAUGGACCUAUAUUCGCGGCGUCCAAACUGGCAGUGGCUCAGUUGCCGUCGCAGCUGCAUGUUCUGCCGGCAGUCUGUGGAUUCCUACUCACGAAAUCGUUGUUGAGGAUGCGCAUCGUGCCGAUAUCACUUCGAUUGAGGUCCGACCCAAACACCAAGACCAAGACGCAAAUACUAGCACUUCGUUUACAUUCGCUUCCGCAUCGGUUGACGACACCGUGAAAAUAUGGAAAGUCGAUCUCGAGUCGAAGAAGAUGAGUUGUUUGCACACGCUAUUCCUAUCCCCGGGUCUUCCAGCACUAGCCUUGGCAUUCUCUCCGGAUGGGUAUGCUGUUGCGGCUGCUAGCACCGAUAGACUUUUCAUAUGGAAUCCGGAUCGUGGGGAUGAACCCUUGGCCACCUGGUCAUGUCCUCCGUGUUCCACAAAGGAAGAUUUGGAAAGGCCCGUGAACGGGGAAAAUGGUUCUACUGUUGUGGAGACGUAUCGUAGCCUUGCAUGGGAUACAGAUGGCAAGAAGCUUGCAAUGGGAUACGACAAGAAGAUUGCGGUUGUCAACCUUCAAGGUAGAGGUGUGAAUAUCCUUGAAUGAUUGCGGCAUAUAAACAACACUUCCGAUUACUUACUCCUCGACGUCAAUACACAUGACGAAGAAUGCAUAAUAUAUAAUAGAUAUUUCAGCUGCGAUUACACGAUUGAUUGGACAGAUUGAAUCCCGGAACGAUUUGUUUCUGGGAUAAAACCGGAAUUGGCCUGCACAGUUUUCUCGAAUCAGCUGACACGAUACCCUUGCUCCAUUUAUCUCUGUUUCUCUACUCCUUGGAUGUACUUUUCUCCUUUUCAUAUUGUCUCCAGGUCUUCAGCAUGCAGUGCAUACAUGAGCCCGAAUAGGCACG
Talaromyces stipitatus ATCC 10500 is the source of this 2358-nucleotide messenger RNA. RefSeq names its product WD repeat protein. The record is from RefSeq and is a predicted model, not a curated record. The transcript has 4 exons. Gene Ontology annotation, molecular function: protein binding; transcription corepressor activity. The coding region runs from base 258 to 2054 and encodes 598 amino acids. Lineage: Eukaryota; Fungi; Ascomycota; Eurotiomycetes; Eurotiales; Trichocomaceae. Gene Ontology annotation, cellular component: Set3 complex. Gene Ontology annotation, biological process: regulation of transcription by RNA polymerase II.